CCCCAUCGUAUUUCACACCUCGAGUCGCAAAACACAUCAACCACUGUACAGCGUCCCCCAACCCACUCGACCUCCCACAGCGAUAACAACAUCGACAACCGGAACGCGGCACACACCAAUCGCCCACAAUGUCCGCCCCGGACCAAGACAACCAAGAUCAGCAACACCUUCCCUCCCAGCCCGAGCCUCACCAGACAUCAACACAAACACAGGCCCAAGACCACGCCGUUCAACCCCCGCCGCCAGCGGAGCCCGGAACGCACACGGCCGUCGCAACAUCGACGACAGUAGAAACAACGACAGCGGUACAGCGGCAACAACAGGGGCAGGAACAAGAGCAGCCGCCGGCCUCCCCUCCCCUCCCGCAGAAGCACGCUCUCGUGACCCCCGGUCCGCGCGCCACCCGCUUCACGCAACUCUACGAUCUCGCCCUCCAGCGGACCCUCCAAAAGGUUGCCUACGACAACUUCGCCGCCUGCUUCCCGACUAUCGCCGCCCAUGCGCCCAAUACCCUGCGCAACGUCCAGAAGCAGAUGGUCGACUACCUUGAAGAGAGGUGCAACAAGGACUUCCAGUCGAUCCUCGACGAUCGCGACGUCAUCCGGAAAUUGAACGAAUUCGAGAACCUCGUCAGCGACGCAGAACGUAGGAGACAAGAAAGCGGCGCCUCGGCCGAAGAACCAAUUCCACCACAUCUCCUACCCCCAGACGACGUCCUCGCCGCCCACCUUGCCCCGCGCCUUGCAUCUCAGCAGUCCCACCUCAACGCUCGCCUCCAAAACACCCAGGCUUCCAACGAGUCCCUGUUCGCCGCCAUCCAAGCCCAGCGCGCCGAGAUCGACGCCCUCCUUGCCCAGCUCGAGAACCACGUCGCCGACAUUGACGGCGCCAACGCCAUGCUGGUGGACGUUGCGCCCGAGCUGGCCGCUGAGGCGCGCGCCUCCGAGGCCCAGAUGUCGAGUAUGUCGUGAACAAGAAAUCAGGAGACCUAGGGGGAAGGGGUGGGUGUCCCCGGUCCCGAGGACCUAAAAAACGGAACACGCUUUUCGCAGACAUUGUUUUUAUGGGAUGCACGAGAUACCAAUUUGACACUACCGAAGACUUCAGGCUCUCAUCGGGCGUUUUUCAUAGCCGAUGUGAGUGAAGCAAUGGCGUACGGACAUUCACCGGAGUUCAGUCUUUGCAUGAACAACCUAACGAACAACAUCCUUUUCUUUCCAGAAUUGAAAAAUAUCAGACGUGUGCUGCGGGGUUUGGUCUGGCAGAUAUAGCUAUCAACAUGGCAUACGAUGUCGUUGAAUCAGCUCAACAAUUGCCAGAGUGUUGGUCACAAUUCUGAAACAUAAUGUAUUC
Colletotrichum destructivum is the source of this 1353-nucleotide messenger RNA. Its product is annotated as Putative nuclear MIS12/MIND complex subunit PMF1/Nnf1 protein. Gene Ontology annotation, biological process: chromosome segregation. The transcript has 3 exons. The coding region runs from base 129 to 971 and encodes 280 amino acids. The record is from RefSeq and is a predicted model, not a curated record. NCBI's taxonomy places the organism in Eukaryota, Fungi, Ascomycota, Sordariomycetes, Glomerellales, Glomerellaceae. Gene Ontology annotation, cellular component: MIS12/MIND type complex.